AUGCACGCUGCGGUCGACUGCACCGGUGCAGCUACAGCCGGUUGGCACGUCGUUGAGACCAGCCGGCGACCGAGCUACCAGACAGGCUCGCAGGCUCUGCUCAUCCAGCUGGGUAAGGGAGCACGGGAGGUACUUGGCGGUGCAGCAAGGAGGCUUGGUCGGCUGGGGAGGUAUGUCACUGACCGAUCCGAACCACCCCCGCGACCCGAUGCUCACAUUUAA
Molecule: messenger RNA, 222 nt
Organism: Gaeumannomyces tritici R3-111a-1
Lineage: Eukaryota; Fungi; Ascomycota; Sordariomycetes; Magnaporthales; Magnaporthaceae
Exons: 1
Coding region: 1-222 (73 amino acids)
Source: RefSeq, a predicted model, not a curated record